CUUCUGUCUAAGGCAGGCUUUUCGGUUUAAGUUAUUUUAUUUUGUUGAAUUUUAGAUUAGAGAGUGCUAUUUUCAUGAGUUUUGGAGUGCUUGAAAAAAUCGUGUUGUGUUGUGUUGUGAACCUUAUUUUUUUUACCCAGAAGCCAGUCAAAAGUUGCAUUACCGGUGGAGUAUUUUGGUUUUGGUAGGGUUUCUCAUUCUCUGUAGUUUUGAUGAUUUUGAGGGCUUUGAAGUGGUCAAUUCGAGGAAAAUGUGGUGUAGCAGAUUGAGAUAGCUUAAUUUUGAAAUAUUUUGAUGUAAAUAAUUAAGGGUUUUCUUUAGUUUUAAAACUAAAACUUUUCGUGCAUUUGGAGAGCAGCACACGUGGGGCGAGAGACUGUUGUCUUUUAAGCUUUUCGCUCACUUGCCGAUAAUUUUGUGGAUUUGAGGGUGUCUACCUGAGAUGGAUAGGAUUUGUCAGCUGGGCGUUAGUAAAAUUAAAGUGCCAAGGAAUUUUAUUGGUCUUUCAAUACAUGACAGCAUUUCCUAGUAUUUUAUUUUGUGUGGGAAGUUCUCUCAAGAAGACGGCUAGGAUUAUUUAUGAACUGAGGGGUGGAUUCCACAAAUCUGUUGUUUGUUUUUACUUGAGAUGAUUGCGUUUAUGGACUCGAAGGAUAAAGUACACGAAACUGAAAAGUGCUUGGAUUCUCAAUUAUGGCAUGCCUGUGCCGGUAGUAUGGUUCAAAUGCCGCCGGCGAAUUCGAAAGUCUUGUACUUUCCCCAGGGACACGCGGAGCAUGCUUGCGGCAAUGUGGAUUUCGGGAAUUGCCCUGUAAUUCCAGCCUAUACCCGUUGUCGAGUAUCUGCUAUUAAGUUCAUGGCGGAUUCCGGGACUGACGAGGUUUUUGCGAAAGUUCAGCUGAUUCCCAUAGAGGGAAAUGGUGCUGAUUUUGACGAGGACGGAGUUGGGGGGGUGAGCGGGAUGGAUAACCGAGAAAAGCCCACCUCCUUUGCCAAGACACUGACACAAUCAGAUGCAAAUAAUGGGGGAGGCUUUUCAGUUCCAAGGUAUUGUGCAGAGACCAUUUUUCCUCGGCUGGACUACUCUGCAGAUCCUCCUGUUCAAACCAUCCUUGCAAAAGAUGUUCAUGGGGACACUUGGAAAUUCCGGCAUAUAUACAGAGGGACACCUAGGCGUCAUCUUUUAACAACUGGAUGGAGCUCUUUUGUGAACAGUAAGAAAUUGGUUGCUGGGGAUUCCAUUGUUUUUCUUAGAGCGAAGAAUGGGGAUCUCUGCGUUGGAAUCCGGCGUGCAAGGCGGGGGGUUGGAGGUGGACUUGAACCGUCAUCAGGGUGGAAUGCGGCAGGAAGGAGUUGUGUCAUGCCGCACGGGGGAUUUUCAGCAUUUCUAAGGGAAGAUGAAAGCAAGUUGAUGAGGAACGGUAGUGAAAGCAGUAGUGGAACUUCAGUGGGCAGAGGAAGAUUGAAGGCGGAAUCUGUUACUGAGGCUGCAACUCUUGCAGCCAACGGACAGCCCUUUGAAAUAGUUUACUACCCUAGAGCUAGUAAUCCGGAGUUCUGUGUGAAGGCCUCCCUUGUAAGGGCAGCAUUACAGAUCCACUGGUGUUCCGGUAUGAGGUUCAAGAUGCCCUUUGAAACCGAGGAUUCUUCACGAAUAAGUUGGUUUAUGGGAACCGUAUCUUCCGUUCAUGUUGCAGAUCCCAUUCGCUGGCCAGAUUCACCUUGGAGACUUCUUCAGGUGAGCUGGGAUGAGCCAGAUUUGCUUCAGAACGUGAAAAGAGUCAGUCCGUGGCUGGUAGAAUUAGUGUCGAACAUGCCUACCAUUCAUCUGUUCCCCUUCUCUCCUCCUCGGAAAAAAUUGAGAUUACCACAACAUUCACAGUUUCCUCUUGAUGGUCAACUUCCAGCGCCAACAUUUUCUGGAAACCACCUUCUUGGGCCCAGCAGCCAUUUUGGUUGUCUACCUGACAACACUCCUGCUGGCAUGCAGGGAGCCAGGCAUGCUCAAUAUGGAUUAUCAUUAUCUGAUCUCCACUUCAAUAAACUGCAGUCAGGUCUGUUUCCGGUAGGUCUUCAGCCUCUUUAUCCUACUGCUAUACCUGGGCACUCCAAUCGUCCAAUCAUUCACAAGCCCAGCAGCGGUGAGAAUAUUUCCUGCCUGCUAACCGCGGGAAGUUCUGCUCAAAGUCCAGAGAAAAUUGGUAGCUGCAAGGCACCCCAAUUUGUUCUAUUUGGUCAACCAAUUCUAACUGAGCAGCAAAUCUCGCUGAGCUGCUCCGGAGAUGCAGUUUCACCAGUUCGCACAGGCAACAGUUCUUCUGAUGAUAAUGCAGAUAAGAUGGGAAAUACUUCUGAUGUUUCAGGUUCUGCACUUAAUCUAGAACGUGUGAAUGAACGGUCCUCGUGUGAAGGGUCUGAGGAUAACUUGGAUAUUGGUCACUGUAAGGUAUUCAUGGAGUCGGAAGAUGUAGGUCGUACGCUGGACCUCUCAUUGCUGGAAUCUUAUGAGCAACUGUAUGAGAAAUUAGCGGACAUGUUUGGCGUUGGGACUUCAGAGGUGUUGAACCAUGUGCUUUACCGGGAUAGGACAGGUGCUGUAAGGCAACUUGGUGAUGAAACGUUUAGUGUUUUCGCCAAAACAGCGAGAAGGUUGACAAUUCUAACAGAUUUGAGCAGUGACAAUGUAGGGCCGUAUACGGCAGAGAUAAUGAGGAAAACAUCCGUUUCCAACUGUAUGGCCGGAUGACUAAAUGCUUGUUCCUAAAGUGUUUACUCUUGUUAGAUGUCUGAAGUGAAAUCCAUCAUUACCCAAAGUGAUGCUCUUGGACUGCAUUCGGAGGAGCUCACUAUAGGUAUCUUAAAGUUGCGCCUGCUUAGACGGUUCUUGCAAAGACGAUCACUUUGAAAUGUUGCAUUAUUCUGAAGCUUUUA
This is a messenger RNA of Coffea eugenioides, 2931 nucleotides long. Its product is annotated as auxin response factor 18-like. The coding region runs from base 629 to 2746 and encodes 705 amino acids. Gene Ontology annotation, biological process: regulation of DNA-templated transcription; response to hormone. Gene Ontology annotation, molecular function: DNA binding; protein binding. NCBI's taxonomy places the organism in Eukaryota, Viridiplantae, Streptophyta, Magnoliopsida, Gentianales, Rubiaceae. The record is from RefSeq and is a predicted model, not a curated record. Gene Ontology annotation, cellular component: nucleus. The transcript has 4 exons.